Henningerozyma blattae CBS 6284 is the source of this 1347-nucleotide messenger RNA. It is a transcript of the gene GID8, whose product is annotated as glucose-induced degradation complex subunit GID8. Lineage: Eukaryota; Fungi; Ascomycota; Saccharomycetes; Saccharomycetales; Saccharomycetaceae. The transcript has a single exon. Gene Ontology annotation, molecular function: protein binding. The coding region runs from base 1 to 1347 and encodes 448 amino acids. The record is from RefSeq and is a predicted model, not a curated record.
AUGCCCUCGAAACAAUCGGUAAAGACUGGGCCCCACACUAAGCCAGAUUUCAAUAAAUUGGAUUACACAUACUAUACAAACAAGUCAUUCACUCGGUCGGAAUGGAAUAAUUAUAUCGCAUUGGUCUCUAAUUUGAAACUGCAUCAUACUGAUGAAUCCUACGUACAGGCAAAUAACGAUUUCAUUCACCACCGUGGUGGUGGUCACUCACUGGAUAACCCGCUGGGAAAUGAAACUACAGGCGAGGAAAAUACAAGCGUUGUCAAUACAAAUCUCAAAUUAUUGAAGUUAUUGUUAAAUUACUUCAUUUUCCAUUCCAUGGAAAACGCUUCUGUCAAAUUGGCUAAAGAAUUACAGAUCAUAGAAUCCAACUCAGACAUCAAACAAUUCGACGAGUUCUUCAAAAUAUCCAUCAGGUUCAACAUCGUCAAGUUGAUCAAACUGGGCAAGAUCAACCAGGCGUUAUUAGAGAUUAAUAACCAUUUCGGCAUCCAAUUCCUAGACAUCCUCUAUUCUUCUUCGUCCCCCACAUCCUCCAUUGCCACGGAUCCCUCGUAUGCCAAUCAAAAUGAUGACUUGCAUUUCAAGUUAUUACUGUUGAAUUUAAUAGAAAUGAUCAAGGAACACCACACGCAGGAGAAUUCCCCGGAUAAUACUCAAUUCAUCAUGGAUUUGAUCCAUUAUGCUCAAACGAAAUUGGCUUCAAAGGCAACGAUGAAUCAAGCAUACAUGAAACAAUUGGAAUUAGUCAUCACUCUCUUGUUAUUCCCCUCUCCAAGAGACGUCCUGCCAACACCGCUGCAAAACCUGUACUCCAUAAAACUUAGAUCUCAAAUCGCAAACUUGGUCAAUAAAAAAUUACUUGCCUUUAUUUAUUCCAAUUCUCAUAAUAAUAGAAAUAAUAAAUUCAUCAACUAUAAAGAUUUACUUCUUUUGAAUUCCAAUGAUUUGAAAUACAAAAAUUUGUCCUACAGCAACAUUCUCGAGCAAUCCACACAUCACAAUCACCCUCCGUCUUCUUCGUCAAUUGAUGAUUCCGCCUCGGAAUUCCAUAAAAAUUUAUCCACAGAUCAUCUCAACCCUUUGAAAGAUACCCAUCCAAAUCUAUACACUUCAAAUCAAUCGUUAAAUGAGGAUAUCGAUAAUAACCUAUCCAAACGAUCUCAUUGGAAUAAUACUUCGAAAUUCAUCCAAUCCAACUCCAAUCCAGAAUCACAAUCAGAACCAAAAUCUUUAAAUGCUAUAGAUAAUGACGCCAAUUUGAUCCAAUUGGUCAAAAUCUGGGCGUGGUGUGAAAACGAAUUGCAUCAGAAUGAUAUAGGUAUUCCUCGUAUCAAUUCUACAUAA